AUUGAUGUUGGGCUUGGUGCUAAGCGGCAAAUGGUUUUGUAUAAAAAGGCUGAGCAGAUCCAACAAAAUCGUCAGUUUCCAUUUAACUGUCAACCAAGCAACCAAACAAAACUCAAAAUGUUCAAAUACGUCGCAUUCUUCGCCCUCCUUGCUGUUGCUGCUGCCAAGCCUGGUCUGCUCGCUGAGACACACACAAUCGUUCAACCAGCUGUGGUUGCUAAAACUGCCUAUGUCGAUACUAGCGCAUCCUCGGCCAUAACUCACCAGAGCCAUGUGAAUCUCGUCAGGAAGGUGCCAGUUGUUCCAGUCGUCCACGCCGCACCCGUCGUACAUGCCGCCCCCGUCUUGAAGACCAUCUCCGCUCCAGUAGUGCACGCUGCUCCUGUGGUCCACGCCGCUCCAAUAGUGCAUGCUGCCCCAGUUGUACACUCCGUCGUCCACACAGCCCCUCUUGUUAAAACUGUAGUCUCAUCUCCUUUGACCUAUAGCAUCCACCAUUAAUAAAAUAACCUGAAUGUGAUUUAAAAAAUCGAACGGUUUUCAAUUGUUAAAAAGUUAUUAAAAUAAUAUAAAUAGGAAUUUAAAAAUAUAUCAAUGAUAUUUCUC
Molecule: messenger RNA, 606 nt
Organism: Bactrocera dorsalis (oriental fruit fly)
Lineage: Eukaryota; Metazoa; Arthropoda; Insecta; Diptera; Tephritidae
Product: A-kinase anchor protein 14-like
Exons: 2
Coding region: 31-501 (156 amino acids)
Source: RefSeq, a predicted model, not a curated record